AUGGCAUCUCCCCAAAACGAAAACAUAUUAUACAAUGACCUUUCCGACCUCCCAAAACGCUUUUUCACCGCCGUAGACCGCAAAGACCUGAACGGCUUACUCGCCCUCUUCGCGUCCGACGCUACGCUAACCGUGCAAACGGACCACAUCACCCUACAUGGGGCUACCGAGAUCCGAGAUAUGUUCGCGCAUCGCGACGGAACAGCGGUAUUCUGGAACGCUGGCGGAUGGGACGAUUAA
Molecule: messenger RNA, 240 nt
Organism: Penicillium cosmopolitanum
Lineage: Eukaryota; Fungi; Ascomycota; Eurotiomycetes; Eurotiales; Aspergillaceae
Product: snoaL-like domain-containing protein
Exons: 2
Coding region: 1-240 (79 amino acids)
Source: RefSeq, a predicted model, not a curated record